AUGAAUUUGGUAUUAGUGAGCCUUUAUCUUCUCACCCUGCAUUCUGUGAAGGGCAACAAACAGCAGACCCAAAACUACUGGGUACUUAAACCAAAUGUUAUCGUUGUGGACGUGAACCUGGCGCAGGCCGUCUCCAAAGUCGAUGUCCCGUUGCGGUGCGGGGACGCCUACGGGGACAAGGACAUCAUCUGGAAGAACAACGGCACGCAGGUGGGGCGGGGGAACCAGAUCGUGGUGACGGUGGAGGAAAUGCUGGGAGGGAACUACACCUGCCACGGCCACGCGGGGUCUUUCCUCAACCACACCCUGGUGCUGGUGCAGGGUACGGAGAGGAGAAUCUUGGAGAAGUCACAUGACACAGACUAUAUUCAGUGUUCAUCGAGAAAUUACAGCGGGGCUUUUCAAUGUUCCUGGAAGUGGAGUCGCUCCAGGAAUGGGAAUGUUGUGCUAGUGAGAGCUGCUCGGUCUUCAGUGACGAGCAACAUCACCUGCUCUCUGGAUAAAAGCCGACUUUCCAUCACCUGCCAAGACCACACCCACUGCCCUUACUCUGAGGAGACGGAGCGAAUCAACCUAACGGUGUACGUUAAGAACAAGUACAGGGUGGAGGAAUAUUCCCGGCGCUUCUACAUCACAGAAAUAGUGAAGCCAGACAAAAUCAAGAUCACAAAAGCGGACAAGGGCACCUUCGAGUGGGGGUACCCCGAGACGUGGAGCAGUCCCAACUCCUACUUCCCCCUCACGUUCCAAGUGAAAGUGAUCCCCCGGAAGAAGAACUGUGAGUGCGAGUCCGGGUGCCAGAGAAACAAAAGGGUGGAGCUACACACCACACAGAGCUGCCGGUGGACAGUCAGAGAGGGCUUCGUCUUCUGCAUCAGGGCGCAAGACGCGCUGUGUAACUCAACCUGGAGCGACUGGAGCCAGUAUAAGUGA
This is a messenger RNA of Megalops cyprinoides (Indo-Pacific tarpon), 933 nucleotides long. RefSeq names its product interleukin 12Ba (gene il12ba). The coding region runs from base 1 to 933 and encodes 310 amino acids. The transcript is spliced from 6 exons. Gene Ontology annotation, molecular function: protein binding. The record is from RefSeq and is a predicted model, not a curated record. NCBI's taxonomy places the organism in Eukaryota, Metazoa, Chordata, Actinopteri, Elopiformes, Megalopidae.